GGCAUUCGAGCCAAGUGGACGUGGAAGCCACCUCGAUCUCGGCCAGCCUACGGAUUUGUAUUCCCAAAAAGUGGCUUUCGCUUUCGUGACGGUUGGCGGUUGGCGGUUCGUUGGGCUCUCGCAUGGGGUUUCCACUUCAGUCCGUCUGCUUUGUUGACAAAGUUAUUGCCUCCGGGGCUUAAUGACUUCGUAAUUGAUUUGCAUUCGAUGUGCCACAUUGAUUGGCAAUUGAAACUAACCACAGUCAUUGUCACCGUUGCUAAUCAAGGUUAUCAAGGAUACUCUGGCUGUCACCAUGUCGCUGUCUGUGGCCAGCCGUCGUCGCCUCCAGACGACGAACGCUCCAUCGUCCACCGCGAACCCAUCCUCCUCAUCACUAUCCGGUGGCCGCUACCAAUUGCCCCUGUCGGUGCGGAAACAGCACUCCUUCAUCGAGCCGACGGCCAGAUUCUCGGCCCAACAGAGGGGCUACCUCUCCCGCGGACUCUCCGUGGGCCGAUCCAUCGAGAAUAUCCGGCAGAAGCUGUAUCCCGUGGGCAGGCAGACAUCGCUGGCCGUGGAGGAGGUCACUCCCAGGAUUGCCCCCCGCAUCACCGCCUCGCAGGUGCAGGGCUUAAGGCUGAGGGAUAAGAGCCUGGUGGCCUGGUCCUCCACUUCGUCAUUGCUCAAGGACCAGGAACCGGAAAGGACUACACAAACUGAACCGGCCGAAGCGAAAACCAGCGCCAAGGCGGACAAGAAUCGGAUUAAUUUGAAUAUAGUCCUGUCGCAGACGAUAAGGGCUACCAACGAGAGGGAACAGGAACAGGACGUGGAACCGGAAGCGGAAGCGGACCACACUAGCGACAUCGAGGGCAGUCAUCCGGUGGUGGAGACUCCGCCGGACAUCCCGCUGAGCAUCUCGCCGGCAUUGACCAUCCAGAGGCGUCCGCCCCUGGUGCGUGCUAUGUCCGCUCCGGUCCGCGGAUUGGACGAGAGCAGCAAGGGCGUCAUUGCCGCCAGUAAGCGCAGCCAGCAGAAGCUGCGUCGCCGCAAGAUCUUCACCAGAACACCCUCGUCCGGGGUAUCCGUGCCCCUAGAUGUCAUCGGGGAUACCACUGCCUCUGCCUCCGCCGGCAAUGGAAAUGCGCCGAAAAAAUCGCUGAACCGGGCACGCAGCGUGGUCGCCCCCGAUGUCAUUACCCUGGUCUCCCUGCUGAGUUCCGAGGGCAGCGACUCCGAGCGGGAGGACAACAGUUCCACGGCGGUAUCGUCGCCACCCUCUAACGGUCCCGAUAAGACGCCUUCGGGAGCCGCGCAGCGAAGGGCGCCGCUGCUGAGGAAGACGGGCAAAUCGGUCUCGUUUCAAGACAGCUAUCCGCCCACCUUCCAACUGGCCUCCAAGGAGUACUCGCACAUGAUACGCCGUGGCUCGAUAGCACCUCUGGCCGCCCGUAUCCGCGCCAAUCGACCGCCGACAGCGCCGCCCGUCUCCAUUUUCCUGACCGAAGUCCAGGCCAAAAUGGAGCAGCCUCCGAAAAGGGAUGGGGGUGCUGAGAUGCCGCUUGCUACCCUGUCGCCGGAUGAGGCCAAGAAGGAGAACAACAACAAUGCGGCCAACUGUGAGGAUCAGAUACAACAGCAGCCGGAUCACAACUAUCCGGCAUAUGUGCGCAGCUUGAAGGAGCGCGAGUGCUGGAAGUUGCAUCAGAAGAUGGGGGCCAAGGGCGUCAGUGUGAGCUAUGAAACCGUGCUGAGGGGCAUGCUCACGCCCACGGAGUUCAGGCACUUCCAGAAGCAAAGGGAACAGGAGGAGGCCCGCGUCCUUGAGGAGGCGGAGGCCGCCGAGGCAGCAGCUGCCGCCGCCAUUCUGGAGUCCGGCGAAAAGGAGGGCCGUAAGCCACCGGUCACGGCCAUUGAACGACUCUCGGAAGCGCUGCUUCAGAGCAAAUAGGACGAAGUCGAGAAUAGAAAUCCAGUUCCAGCGCUAUGGAACCCGACCAUUAAAUUGCAUUUGCCCCUAGAGGAUGUAGCAGUAGUCGAGCACUCGUUAAACUGCAGUUGCACCCCGCUGAGACACCAUACCGCGGCGUCCACCCGUAGUUCUAGAUGGUACCCCCAAAAACCGUAGAAUCCCCCAUAAGAAUCCGUAUGUACUUUAUGGCGGGACUCAAGCUUAAGUGGACGCUGAGCCUGGCCAAUAAUCGCAACAGCAUCAGAUUGUAGAUCCCUAACAAUAAAGAGAACUAGAAAGA
Messenger RNA from Drosophila gunungcola (fruit fly), 2234 nucleotides. RefSeq lists its product as uncharacterized. NCBI's taxonomy places the organism in Eukaryota, Metazoa, Arthropoda, Insecta, Diptera, Drosophilidae. The record is from RefSeq and is a predicted model, not a curated record.